This is a messenger RNA of Trematosphaeria pertusa, 1529 nucleotides long. RefSeq lists its product as uncharacterized. NCBI's taxonomy places the organism in Eukaryota, Fungi, Ascomycota, Dothideomycetes, Pleosporales, Trematosphaeriaceae. Bases 360 to 1166 code for a protein of 268 amino acids. Gene Ontology annotation, molecular function: nucleic acid binding; zinc ion binding. The transcript has a single exon. The record is from RefSeq and is a predicted model, not a curated record.
CAAAAGUAAAAUCAUUCAACCUUGAGGGAGGCGAAAUAUCUGCUAGUAUCGAAAUCGAUAAUGCUCAUGCAGCCAGCCCUACCAGAUUAUUAAUAUCGCGAUUAGUCUUGGCGUAUGGUCCGUGCGCAUGUUUUACAGAUCUCUCGGUCGCGUUCUUUUUGAACUGCAAUACAGGUUGUGGCACAACCCAGCGCUACCAACUGGCGCUUUGCUCGCCUCACUAAUACCGCAGCUGUAUUGCUUGUCAACUCUGCAACAAUGGAGUCAAGUACGCCAAAGACCAUGUCGAGCCGGCUCAUGACAAUGAAGGUAAAGUUAUCUGGUCUUGAAAAGCGCACCACGGUAUCUCUUUACUGACUAUGGAUCAGUUCAUGCAGCGUUCGGCCGCCAAAUCUGCCACAUCCUCGCCUUCAACGCCGAGCGGCCCUCCGCCCUCAAAGAAAGUUCGCCUCUCGAAUGGUGCGUCUGCGCCAGGUACGCCCGGCACGCCAUUGGACCACGAAGUCAUACAGAGCGCGCUCGCGGCGGAGGAGAGGAAGAGAGAGGAGGCGCUGUCGAGGGCGGCGGAGAAGAGUGGAGAGACGAAGUGGGUGUUGAGUUUUAAGGAGCCCCAAGAUGGAGCUAGGACGCGGGGAAUGCAGGUCAGGCAAGCGGGGUUCGCGGUUAUUGAUGCGGACGAUGAGGCGAGCGAAGAGGGGGAAGAGGAAGAAGAGGAGGGGGACAAGGUGGGGAAGAGGGUGUUUGGGGGUGGAGUGCCUAAGAAGGUCGCCCUUGCGGUCAAAGAAGAGGGGUCGGAGAGUGAAUCGAGUUCCGACGACGACUCCGACGACGACUUCGACUCGGAUGAUCCUACCGCGGAGUUGAUACGCGAGACGAAGCGCGAGAAGAAGCGUGAGGCUCGAAUGGCGCAUACGAAAACUGAGCGGGAGACACCGCAGCGGUUCAAAGUUGAGCCGCUGGACGAGGACAUGUAUCUGGGUGGUCUACAGUCCCUAUCCGGAGAACGGAGGCCGCCUUCGAGCAACCUGGCCAACAUCGAGUGUCACAGAUGUAAGCAGAAGGGGCAUUUCAUCAAGGAUUGUCCGCAGCAGCAGCGAGGUACGCCAAGGGGCUCCGCUGGACGCGGAAGACCUCGGGGAGGGAGGGGGUGGGGUAGGGGACGGUGAUGAGGUGAGGACAGAGACAUGCUAUGAAUUGCUGGAGAGCAGAGGUAUACAAUAGAAGAUACCCAUCCGAGGGGAGAGGUCAUUCGGCACCCUGCACCAGGGACUCAGCCCACCUUCUCCCCGUUCUCGAUCAACAUGAAUUCGUCUCCGACCAUCAUUUUCAUCUGGGAGUCGUCCAUGAAGUUCUCGUGGUCGCUGUUUAGCGCUGCGCCCUCCUUGUCGUAAAGGAACUUGGCUAAAGCCAGGUAGUCGGGAAACACAAAGGUGCAAAUGGCGUCAUAUUGUAGCAAUUUCGCGUUGUUGUGCAUGAUAUCCUGGAUGAGUCUGCGGUCGCGGCCCAAGUGGUACGUCUGCGGUCCCAAC